AUGGCCCGCCAAUUGAUCGUUCUUGCCCUCCUCUUCUCCGCCGUCUUCGCCGCCGCGGUUUCCGCCCAAUCCCCAUCCGCAGCUCCCUCGGCCUCGCCCGCGGCGGCGCCUUCAAAGCCCGCCACCACCCCCGCCGCGGCCCCCAAAGCCGCGGCAGUGCCCGCCGCGGCUCCGAGCAAGAUCGCCGCCACUCCCACGGCAGCCGUUCCGGCCGCCGCGGAGGAGGAGGCUGUAACUCCGGCCAGUGAAGCCUCUCCUGCCGCCGCCCCCGGAGACGCUCCGGCUGAGGCACCGCUUGCCGAUGGACCUGCGGCGGCUGACGAAGCUACGCCGGCAGCUGAUGCUGACACUGGCGCCGCCGCUGGUUUGGAGUUGUCAGCCGUCGUCGGCACCGUCGCCGCCGCCGGAGUCUUCUUCUUCUAA
This is a messenger RNA of Salvia hispanica, 423 nucleotides long. It is a transcript of the gene AGP11, whose product is annotated as arabinogalactan protein 11. NCBI's taxonomy places the organism in Eukaryota, Viridiplantae, Streptophyta, Magnoliopsida, Lamiales, Lamiaceae. The record is from RefSeq and is a predicted model, not a curated record.